AUGGGCAACGACGGCGGCUCCAUCCCCAAGCGCCGCGAGCUCGUCAAGAAUUCCGCACGCGCCAAGACCACCACGGAGCUGAGGGAGACCCUGCUGGAAUCCCUGACCCACCUCUGGACCUUCUGCCCGCUGUCGUCCCUGCCCCUCGACCACACCAACACCGUCUCGGACGCCCGCGGCCGCCUCUACAACUACGAGUCCGUGCUCCAGUGCCUGCUGCCCGGCGCCGACGACGACGGCGGCGCUAGCGGCGUGCCCGAGGCAGAGGCCGAGGCCUUCAGGGAGAGCGGGAUCAAGGGCCUGAAAGAUGUGGUCAAGGUCAGGUUCGCCAUCCGGAAAGACGACAAGGGCCGCGAGUUCAGGGCCUGUCCCGUCAGUCUGAAGGAGCUGGGCGCCGCGACCAGGGCCGUCUACCUGGUGCCCUGUGGGCAUGUCUUUGCCGAGGCGGCCAUGAAGGAGAUCUCGGAAUCCGAGAGCAAGGAGGGGGAUGAGAGGCAUUGCCCAGAGUGCAGCGAGGCGUUCGAGGAGGGCAACGUGAUACCCAUCCUGCCGACGUCGGAGGAGGAGAUCAAGAGGCUGAGGGACAGGUCAGAAGAUCUGAAGGCGAGAGGCUUGUCGCAUAGCCUCAAGAAGGAUAAGAGCAAGGAUAAGAAGAAGCGCAAGGCCGACGAGGCGGCGAACGGCGAUUCUGGGCACGGCGUCAACGGAAAGGGCAAGAAGGAGAAGAAGGACAAGGAUGCCAACGGUAUCGAGAGCCGGAUCAACAACCCCAUGACCGCAUCUUUGACAGCCAAAGUGCUCGCCGAGCAGGAGCAGAAUAACAAGCGCCGGAAGAUGGCAGAAGGAUUAAGAAGAGAAGCAGUGCGAUGA
This is a messenger RNA of Truncatella angustata, 870 nucleotides long. Its product is annotated as Rtf2 RING-finger-domain-containing protein. Gene Ontology annotation, cellular component: nucleus. The transcript has a single exon. The record is from RefSeq and is a predicted model, not a curated record. NCBI's taxonomy places the organism in Eukaryota, Fungi, Ascomycota, Sordariomycetes, Amphisphaeriales, Sporocadaceae. Bases 1 to 870 code for a protein of 289 amino acids. Gene Ontology annotation, biological process: site-specific DNA replication termination at RTS1 barrier; mitotic DNA replication termination.